This is a messenger RNA of Leishmania mexicana MHOM/GT/2001/U1103, 3393 nucleotides long. RefSeq lists its product as hypothetical. The coding region runs from base 1 to 3393 and encodes 1130 amino acids. The record is from RefSeq and is a predicted model, not a curated record. NCBI's taxonomy places the organism in Eukaryota, Euglenozoa, Kinetoplastea, Trypanosomatida, Trypanosomatidae. The transcript has a single exon.
AUGAAAAUAAUGGGGCAGCCACCGCCAGGCGCUAAGAUCAUUGUCGGACCGCCGCCACCAGGCGCGAAAACUAUUGUCGGGGCGCCACCUCCUGGAUUCAAGAUCAUGUACAGCUCCCCACCACCAGGCACGGUGCACAUGGCGUCGCCGCCGCUGAGCAGCACGCCGCCGUCGCUGUCGCAUGAUAACACGCCUCCGCUCCCACCGGGAAUGACUGCAAAGACCCCAAUGAAGAUGCUGCCGCCAGGAGCGAAGUUGAUUAGUGGGCCACCGCCUCCAGGCUCGCGGCCAGUGUCGCCAGAGGAGGCAAGACACUCAGCGACGAGCCCUUCGCUGAUCCCGUCGCGCUCGGUGUCACCCACCAACGCGUCCGUGUUUCGCAUUCUGCCAAACGGUGUAAAGGUGCUUGUGAGUCCGCCCACCGUUGGAGGACCCGUUCAUCCUGCGAGCAAGACGCUACCUGGCCACCUUAGCCCGUCUCUGCCGGCGAAGUCUCCGCCAAAGAUGCUGAUCAAGUCAAUGGGAGGCUUGAGCCUGGGAGGGGCACCGGCAGCGCUGACGUCGCGCACCACGGCGCCACUGAUCCCUCCGCAGAACACGAACGUUUCUGUCGGGCCCAAAUCCUUUCCAGGGCCGCAACAGCAACUUCCACAGCCGACGCCGGUACGAUCCGGUGGCACCAUCGUGAAGGUAGACGAGGUCCCCUACCGCACGCCUCCCGGGCGCAACCAGCAGACAUCGGCUGCCACGCUACCCCGAGGCGAUGUGCCAGUGAAGAUGCACAAGUCGGGCAGCGACGAGUUCACCUUCGAGGAGGAGGAGGACAACAUAGAUGACUCCGCCGACAUCCAGUUUGAGGAGGCGCCAUCGGCGAUGCCACCGGAAACGACGCAGGCUGGCGCGGCGGGAGCGGAGCUGCGCCGCAUUUCCCCGUCGGACUCCUCGUCCUCCUCGCUCUCCCUCCGCGAAGAUCCCGACGAGGCCACGGCGCUCCCAACGGUGAUGAAGCCGUACAGCAGCAGUGCGCCAACGGCGAUGGCGUCGCCGUGCUCGCCAUCGUCUGGCGUAGGUACAGUUGCACCUGUGGAGCAGGAAGGGAGCGUGCACAGGCACCGCUCAAAGGAAGAGGGUAGCAAAGGGGGAGGGAAAAAGAAGCGCAAAGGCCAUAGCGCGUCGCCGGGGGACGACAAGUCGUCGCGCAAGCAUAGACGCAAGCAUCAUCACCCCCACCGAUCGAAGUCCAGCGAUGUGGGCAACAUGUCGAGGAGCUCGGCGUCGCUGCAGUCAUAUUCCGUUCCUGGUUCUCAAGCGAGUGCCUUGCCUGCGGCGGUGGACCACACGCAACUCCGCACGCCAUCGCAGCGGGUGGCAGCGACCGGUAAAGAUGACCUUGUAGACACCUCAGAAGAGCUAGGUGGCGCACAGCUGAGAGAACUUGCCUUUACACCGGAGGCGCUCACUUCUGCCUCACGCGACCGAAUCGCAGAGGACUUCUUGUCGAUUCUCUGCCCUCAGCAGUAUUAUGGUAAGGUGCAGAAGAUUAGUCGUAUCCGAGCAUUCAAGGCGGACCGCUCCGCCGCUACCGGCCUGCGGAGCAGCAGCUCUAUCUACGUCGCGACAAAAGGUGUGAUGCCGAACCCUUACUUCUAUCCUCAGCUGCGGCUGCGCAACAGCGAUGGGGAAAAGCUCGCGAGCCUCACGAGCGCCGACGAAAUGUCAGAGGGUGUCGUGAACACGCCAAUCAUCCUCUACGAAGCUGCUCCUGGCAACAUGCUGUUCGCCGACACCGAGCUCGAGGCACGGCGCUUGCUCGAGAGUAACCGGAACUUUAACAGCUGCUUUAUGCUCAGCAACUCAGCCAUUCUCUUUAGAGACCCCGAACACUACGUGGUGCCCAUCGCUUCUCUGAUUGUGCAGUGGGUGCCAUACGCCUCACCGCAGUCGGAGCCGCAGUGCCCUGUCCACAGGCGCGAGUUGCAACUCUUCGACCCGUGCUCGAAGGAGCUCCUCUGCGCCCUUUGCGCGUCGCGCAACAGGAUUCACAUGUCGAACUUCGUCGUCAUCCCCGACGUGCUUGGCAACGCCGACUCGCGCCACACGAUCGAAGAAAAGGUGUCCGUUCAGCUGGAAGAGGCGCAGCAAUCGGCGAAGCGGUGGGUGGAGCAGCACCAGCGGGUACGCGAGCUGUGCGAAAGCAAAAAGGACGCCAUCCGCAACCAAUUCAAUCUCCUCAUCAACGCCCUCGAGGGGAAGAAGAAGGAGUACAUUGAGGCGUGUGAGGCGGAGUUUGCUUACGCACAGACGGACGUCGCCCGCGAAAUCCUCAUCACGGAUGAGAAGGUGCAGCUGCUGCGCGCCGCUACGGACCACCUCCGCACCGAUCCGUCGAGGCCGCUCUUCUCCAUGCAAAUCGCAACCAUCGCCGAGGGCUUGAGCGCCUCCACGGACCUGCCUUCGCGCUUUACGCGUGCCUCGCUGCGGCUACCCCCGAUGAGCGCCGGUCUCGUCCCGAACUUAGAGGGUGUCAUGUCGCAAGUGCUGGAGCUCAAUCCGCAGCUGUCCCCCUCGGGAGCCAGAGGCGCGGAAUAUCGUACGGAGGACUUGUCUCUGUCAAACUCGCCGUGCAAACGACCGAACUGGAAGCUUCACAACGAUGGUCGGCCUGUGGAGGAGGCCGUGAACAUCGCAAACGGAGAUCGCUGGCGUUCUAGCGGCACGAGUGCCACUGCUACUACCGCUUCCCUCGCCAAGUCGUCGCGGCCUGCAAGCCGAAACGCGAAUGUGUCGCCGGUGCGUAACAAUGGUCGUUCUCCCUGUUUUAGUGGCGCUGCCCGACCUGCUCUUUCUGGACCCGCGCUGACGCGAGAGUACAUGAGAACCACGUCUAGCUCUUCCAACAAGCGAUCUGCCGCGGGGUCAGCUUCAUCGGCGCAGUAUGCCGCGGACGCGGUGUCUGUGCCGAACAGCACCGGAACUUCGCUCUUCGAUUUCGCCCUUCACCACCUGCUGGGCGCCAUGGGUACAUCGAAUGUGAAACGGCGAUCACCGCGGUACGUGCAGUGGGCCAUCCGCAUCGAUGAUCCGGGCGACUGGGUUGGUCUCGGCGUCGGUGUUGGCAACACAAUUGAGGCGUGGGAGCAAGGCAGCACAAAUGACUUCUCUCACUUGUGGAUUGUACCGGCGUCCAUGACGGGCCAGGUGUUGUACCUGCGCGUCGCAGUGAGCUCUAGCAGCGGACACGCAAAGCUGACGGUACACGAUGUGCGUGGAAAGCAGGUAGACGCUGGUGAGGUGCCGCAGUGGAACGCAACCCGUCCGUCCUACCCGCAGGCCACGUUUGGUGGGCACAUCGGAUCCGUUCGGAUGAUAGAGAUCCCUCAUGUUGUGCACUGA